Messenger RNA from Fulvia fulva, 1011 nucleotides. RefSeq names its product Vacuolar protease A. The coding region runs from base 1 to 1011 and encodes 336 amino acids. The record is from RefSeq and is a predicted model, not a curated record. Gene Ontology annotation, molecular function: aspartic-type endopeptidase activity. The transcript has 2 exons. NCBI's taxonomy places the organism in Eukaryota, Fungi, Ascomycota, Dothideomycetes, Mycosphaerellales, Mycosphaerellaceae. Gene Ontology annotation, biological process: proteolysis.
AUGAAGCACGUUCUCCUUAUUGCGGCCGCAUUGUCCUUCCAGCAAGUCGCAGGUGCAGUGCAUAGGCUGCCGGUCAAAUACGUAGUCCAGCCGCAACAAAAGGUCGACGGAGCCCAAAGUCACAAUCGCUUCUUCAAGCAGACCGAUCCAGACAUUGCUUUCCAGCGCGACUCAUCGGUACCCCUCAUUGACUCCAAGACUGGCCAUCUCUUCGUCAAUAUCACCAUAGGAGAUCCGCCGAAACAGUAUGAAGUCGUUCUUGAUACCAGAAGCUCCCUACUGUGGCUUCCAGACGUCGAGUGUAGUUCCUCUGCGGGACUGAGCUGCGAGGACACAUUCCACAUCGCAGAUCUUCAGGUCAGAGAUCAGAAGUUUGUGGGUGCUGGAGAUAUCCCUGCUCAACUCGGCUUCGAUGGAGUACUUGGCCUUGGUUACAGUGAUGCCUCCAACGAUGAAGCCCUGAGUCCGUUGGAGAACAUGAUCGCGCAAGGACUCCUUGACGAGCCUCUCUUCAGCUUAUAUCUGGCCUCCGACGAUGAUGGCCAGAGUGAAGUGCUCCGAGGCGGCAUAGAUGAGACCAAGUUCUCGGAAUCGCUGGUCAAUCUGCCCGUGACUGGUAAGAACAGCUGGGAGGUGAUAGUCGACACCGUCGAGCUCGGCUCGGGCUCAUUCGAUUCGAAGUCAAUGUCAGCUAUUCUCGACAGCGGCACACCCUUCAUCGUCCUUCCAACAGAGAUGGCUGAGACCAUCAAUAAGCAGAUAUAUCACGUUGGCUGUGAGAAGCUGGGCCCGCUACCGGAUCUGACAUUCAAGUUAGCUGGUCGUGACUUUGAGAUAAGUCCGCGAGACUACAUCGACCAGGAUGGCGAUGAGUGCAAGGGCGGCAUCGUGGGCAUCGACUUCGACUGGUUUGAUAAUGCGAUCAUUUUGCUUGGUGAUGUGUUCUUGAAGAGAUGGUACUCGGUCUUUGAUCACGGGAAUGCUUCGGUCAGCCUCGCGAGAGCCAAGUGA